CAAACGUAUACGUAUACUGAAUGUUCAAUCGCCCAGAUGAGUCCCAUAGAUUCGAUACUAAAUCGUGUAUCAAGCUUAACAAGCAAACAAUUUCGAAAUAUACCGGGCACGCUCGAAGAGGCGGUCUCGACAGGUGCGAAAGUCUUCCAGUCACAACUGACGAAGCCAUUUCUAGCUGAGCAGGCUCUUAUCGAGGAACACAAUCCAUACAAGCAUGUAACGGCUAAGGUUCGUCAGGGCAGAUCACUCUGUCGUGAUGAAGAAGCGUUUGUCAAACAACGGGAGGGAAACAAGACGCGCAAGGCUAUUGGAGAUCUAUUGGG
Sphaeroforma arctica JP610 is the source of this 323-nucleotide messenger RNA. RefSeq lists its product as hypothetical. The annotation marks the transcript as partial. The transcript is spliced from 3 exons. The record is from RefSeq and is a predicted model, not a curated record. Lineage: Eukaryota; Ichthyosporea; Ichthyophonida.